CAACACGUUUUGCCGGAGAAGUUGUCAAUGCAACGACUGUUCUAUCCGAAUAAACACGUAAUCUCAUAAUUGCAGUCAAAUAUUUGAGUUCUUUUUUUCGGUUAAAAAUUUACUUUUUGAUUCAAUUUGUUUCUGAACAAAUUGUAGUUUGAUAUAUACCCAAAAAAGUGAGAAAAAAUGAAGAUUUUUAUUGUGACUUGUUUGUUAAUUAGUGCGGUGUUCGCUGCUGACGAAUCAUCUAGUUUCCAAGAUUGCUUGGAAAAGGAUUCCAUUUCGUGUAUUCAAGUUGCGGUUUACCGAAAGGCUAAAUCGUUCUUCGAUCAACCCAAAAUCGACAUCUUCGGAGGACUUUCACUCGCCAAAUCUGAACGCGCCGGCAAGAGCUUGGAAGAACCAACCGUUGAUAUCGAAAGUGCCAAUACCGUUGAAACUCGUGAAAAUGCUUUGGAAAGCUACGUUGUCAACCGUGCCAAGAACUUCUUCCAGGAACGUUCGUUGAGCUGGGACUUUGCCAACACAGCCAGAACCUUGGCCAACGCCAUUCCCGAUGACAUCAAAGAAUCCGUUCGAUCCCUCGUUGUCGAAGAACGUGGAAAGAAGAAGAAGAUCUUGAAAAAAUUGUUGCCUUUGUUGGGAAUCUUCAAAAUUAAGUUCGCCAUCCUUGGAGUAUUCGCCCUAUUCGCCAUCGGAAUUAUCGCCAAGAAGGCUUUGAUCUUGUCCAUCAUCUCAAUCGCUUUGUCUGGAGCAUCUGCCAUCCGAGGAAUCUUCUCCAAAUUCAGUGGUGGACUCGGUGGAUUAGGAGGCGGUAGCAGCGGUGGUGGACACGGUGGAAGUGGUGGAUACUCUGGCGGCCAUGGAGGACACGAAGAAAUCAUUGCCUACACAAAUGGAGGUAGCGGUGGUGGUGGUGGAUGGUCUUCGGGCGGUGGAAGCACUGGCGGAUGGAGCAGCGGUGGAUACGAUUCAUACGGUGAACAUGGAUCGCACAGUUCACCAGUAGCUCAAUCAAUUGCUUAUUCCGGGCAUCACAAAGUUGCUCGACGAUAGACGGCAGCCAAAAAGUUAAUUAGAAUUAUUAUUUAAAAAAUGAACGCGAAAAGCGAACGAGAAAAAAAAUAUCAAGAUGAAAAUCGAUAAUUUAUUAUUAUUUAUUAAUUUAUUUAUUUCAAAAAUGAGAGAGUAGUUCACAAUUAUAAUUCGAAUACAAAUUAAUUGCCAAUGUUCAAAAUAGUUUACUCUUCAAAAGACUUAAUUCAACCGGGCUUUAUAAGCUAGUCUCAAUAGUAGAAUUUUACAAUACAAAGUGCUUACUACAGUAAUGUUUACCGAUUUAUUAGCUUUACAUUAUUUACUUUCUAGUCUAUUCUUAAUUCUUAUAUAUAUAUGCUCUAGUAUAUGUGUUCUUUGCGUCUUCAUACUUCAUUUUUCUGUUGUUUGUAUAUAUUAAUUAGAUCUCCUGUAUAAUUUCUAAGCCUACAAUUCUACGAUUCUUUUUUUUAUUUUAUUUUAUUUUUUUGUUUUUUAGUUUUCUUAAUACUUUGACUGUUACUCUUCCUACCUGUAUAACUGUGUAUCAUUACUUCAAAACCAAAUCUUGCCUAUUUUUUAAAAAAAUAUGUAAACGGUGAGAAAAUCGAUAAAUAGCUCAAAACGAAAAGAUACCGAAUCAUGUAAUCAAAUCAAUAAUUUUAUGUAAUAAACCGAAACCGAUUAAUUAAAUAUUUUAAGUGAUCAAUGAA
Messenger RNA from Bradysia coprophila, 1739 nucleotides. RefSeq lists its product as uncharacterized. The record is from RefSeq and is a predicted model, not a curated record. NCBI's taxonomy places the organism in Eukaryota, Metazoa, Arthropoda, Insecta, Diptera, Sciaridae. Gene Ontology annotation, cellular component: membrane.